Molecule: messenger RNA, 993 nt
Organism: Engraulis encrasicolus (European anchovy)
Lineage: Eukaryota; Metazoa; Chordata; Actinopteri; Clupeiformes; Engraulidae
Product: hatching enzyme 1.2-like
Exons: 10
Coding region: 1-993 (330 amino acids)
Biological process (GO): proteolysis
Molecular function (GO): metalloendopeptidase activity; zinc ion binding
Source: RefSeq, a predicted model, not a curated record
AUGGGCAGGAAACUGGCGGCCAUCUUGGCUCUGCUGCUGGCCGUCUCCCAGGCGCUGGCUCAAGCGGAAGAAUCUCAAGAGGACCAGUAUGACUUAGAGGAUGAAGAGGAGGAAAUGGAAGUCUCAGAUGAAUUCCUCGAUGAAAAACAAGUCAGGUUUUUAGAUGAAGCAGAAAAGGAGGGCAGUAUGACCGGAGACAUCCUGGAGGCAAACAAAUGGCUGUUCUCUUACUUGAGUGAGGGAGACGUGGCAGUGCCAACAGGCAGGAAUGCCAUGAAGUGCACUAACUGCUACUGGGAGAAGGCUGCUUCUGGAUUUGUGGAGGUCCCAUACAGACUCUCCGACAACUACAGUUACCCCCAGAAGAAACUCAUUAAGAGGGCAAUGGGUGUUUUUCAUAAGAACACCUGCAUUCGUUUUGUUCCUCACACCAGCCAAAGAGACUACAUUGACAUCAUGUCAAAACCUGGAUGCUGGUCCUACAUAGGGAGGAUUGGCGGCAGACAGACUGUGUCGCUGAACAUGCGUGGCUGUAUGAGCAUGAGCGUUACACAGCAUGAGCUUAACCAUGCGCUGGGUUUCUUCCAUGAGCACACCAGGAGUGACCGCGACAAGUACAUCAAGAUCAACUGGCAGUAUGUGGUAAAAUCUGCUGUUAGCCAAUUUGGCAAGAGGGACACCAAUAACCUGGACACCACCUAUGACUACAACUCUAUCAUGCACUAUGACAGAUUCGCCUUCACAAACACUCCCGGCAGGGAAACCCUCACUCCUAUUCCCAAAAGAGUCAGCGUUGGGCCGAGAGCAAAGCUGUCCAAGACAGAUAUUGAGAGGAUCAACAAACUCUACUGUGGGGCUACAGGCCCCACAACUACAACCACAACAAUACCACCACCAACCACAACUAAAACUACAACUACCACAGCACCAACAACUACUACAACAGAGGCUCCAGUUACAAAGACACCAUGCCCCUAUGAUGAUGGAGAGUAA